AUGGAUACCUUUGAAUACCUUGAGAAAACAUUGAAGGAGCGUAUCAUGUUCCUUGAUGGUGCUAUGGGUACCAUGGUGCAGAGACUCAAGUUGGAGGAAUCCCAUUUCAGAGGCGAGGAAUUCUUGACCUGGUCCAAAGAUUUGAGGGGUAACAACGAUCUAUUGACCCUCACCUUGCCCGAUGCCAUUUAUGGCAUCCAUCGCCAAUACCUGGAAGCUGGUGCUGAUAUGAUUGAAACCAAUACCUUCAGUUCUACUUCAAUCGCUCAAUUGGAUUACGCCUUAGAAGACUAUGCUUAUCGUCUCAAUAAGGAAGGUGCUGCCUUGGCUAAAAGAGCUUGUGAAGAUGUUACCAGAGAAACAGGUAUUCGUCGCUUUGUAUGUGGUGCUAUUGGUCCUACCAAUCGUACUUGUUCUAUUUCUCCUUCCGUCGAAAAUCCUGCUUUUAGAAACGUUACAUUUGAUGAACUUGUCACUGCUUAUUCAGAGCAAGUGCGUGGUUUGAUGGAUGGUGGUGCCGAUAUUUUGUUGGUGGAGACUAUUUUCGAUACAUUGAAUGCAAAGGCUGCUUUGUUUGCCAUUGAUCAAGUGUUUGAAGACGACAAGCGCCCCAAGGUCCCCAUCUUCAUCUCAGGUACCAUUGUGGAUCAGAGUGGUCGUACACUUUCAGGUCAAACUGGCGAGGCAUUUGUCACCUCUCUCAACCAUGCCAAGCCUGUGGCCUUUGGUUUGAAUUGUGCUUUGGGUGCUGAACAAAUGAAGCCUUUUGUGCAGAAUAUCAGUCGAUUCACCGAUGCUCACAUUAUUUGUUAUCCCAAUGCUGGUCUGCCUAAUGCUAUGGGUGAAUACGAUGAGAGUCCCGAGGCCAUGGCUAUUAAUGUGGAACCCUUUGCAAAGGAAGGUCUAGUAACCAUUGUGGGUGGUUGUUGUGGUACCACCCCAGAUCACAUCAAGGCUGUCGCUGAUGUCUGUAGAAAAUACAAGCCUCGUCCCAAGCCAGCAGACAAAUCCAAUGUCAUGUUGCUAUCCGGUCUUGAAGUGCUUCGUGUGGACGAAACUACUGGUUUUGUCAAUGUGGGUGAGCGUUGUAAUGUCGCUGGUUCCAGAAAGUUUUGUAGACAUAUUUUGAAGGGUGAAUUCGAAGAAGCCCUAGCCAUUGCCAGAUCUCAAGUAGAAAACGGUGCUCAAGUGGUGGAUGUCAAUUUUGAUGAAGGCUUGCUGGACGGUAAAGCUGCCAUGACCAAAUUUCUCAACAUGCUGGCGUCUGAUCCCGAUUGUUCUCGUGUGCCAUUGAUGGUGGAUUCAUCCAACUUUGCUGUCAUUGAAGCCGGUCUUCGUUGUGCCCAAGGUAAAUGUAUCGUCAACUCCAUUUCGCUCAAGGAAGGUGAAGAGGAGUUUAUCAAGAAGGCCAAGAUCAUCAAGCGAUUUGGCGCUGCCGUGGUUGUCAUGGCCUUUGAUGAAGUGGGCCAAGCUGCUGAAGCAGAUCGCAAGAUUGAAAUAUGUACUCGCUCUUAUAACAUCCUGGUGGACAAGGUGGGCUUCAACCCCUAUGAUAUCAUCUUUGACCCCAACAUCUUGACCAUUGCUACCGGUAUGGAGGAGCACAACAAUUACGCUGUCGAGUUUAUCAAUGCUUGUAAGGGUAUCAAGGAGACGCUCCCCGGUGCCAAGAUCAGUGGUGGUGUGUCCAACUUGUCGUUUGCUUUUCGUGGUAUGGACAAAGUGCGUGAAGCCAUGCACUCUGUCUUUUUGUAUCACACUACCAAGGUCGGCAUGGAUAUGGGUAUUGUCAAUGCGGGUUUCUUGACCGUCUACGAUGAUAUUCCCAAGGAUCUGCUGCAACUUUGCGAGGAUGCUGUGUGGAAUCGCGAUCCCGAAGUCACUGAGAAGCUGUUGGACUAUGCAAAGGCUCAUUCCAAAGACGCCAAGAAGGACGAAGAUUUGGAAGAGUGGAGAGCCUGGCCCGUCACUGAACGUAUCAGCCAUGCUCUUGUGAAGGGUAUCAUGAAAUACAUUGUGGAAGACACUGAAGAAGCACGUCUCGACAAGGAGAAAUACCCUCGUUCGCUCAACGUGAUUGAAGGUCCUUUGAUGGCUGGUAUGAAUGUCGUUGGUGAUUUGUUUGGUAAGGGCAAGAUGUUCUUGCCUCAAGUCAUUCGUUCUGCUCGUGUCAUGAAGAAGGCUGUUGCUCAUUUGGUCGAAUUCAUCAAGAUCGAAAAGGAGGCUGACAUGCUGCUCUCUGGUGAAACCGAAAUCAAGGGUAAUGGUACCAUUGUGAUGGCCACUGUCAAGGGUGAUGUCCACGAUAUCGGCAAGAAUAUUUGUGGUGUCGUAUUAGGUUGUAACAACUACAGAGUCAUUGAUAUGGGUGUCAUGGUGCCUUGUGAUAAGAUUAUCAAAACGGCCAUUGAGGAAAAGGCCGAUGUCAUUGGUCUUUCUGGCCUGAUUACUCCCUCUUUGGAAGAAAUGGUCAUUGUGGCAAAGGAAUGCCAAAAGGCUGGUCUCAAGAUUCCCAUUCUCAUUGGUGGUGCUACUACCUCCAAGAUGCACACAGCUGUCAAGAUUGCUCCUCAGUAUUCUGCUCCUGUUAUCUACGUCUUGGAUGCUUCUCGUAGUGUCCCUGUAGUCGCUAGUCUGUUGGAUGACAACAUGAAGGAAGAGUUUGCCGAAGACAUUCGCGAUGAAUACGACGAAAUGCGUGAAGAAUACUACGAAGGUCUCGAAGAACGCCAUCUCUUGACAUUGCAAGCUGCCAGAGACAAGAAGAUGGUCAUUGACUGGAUCCAAAACCCUCCUCCCGCUAAGCCUACCUUCUUGGGUGAGAAGGUGUAUGACAAUUAUCCUCUCGAAAAGCUUGUUGAGCACAUUGACUGGAACCCCUUCUUCCAAGUCUUCCAACUGCGUGGCCGCUAUCCCAACAGAGGCUUCCCCAAGAUUUUCGAUGAUGAACAUGUGGGUGAAGAGGCCAAGCGACUCUACAACGACGCUAAGGAAAUGCUGGACAUGAUUAUCUCCAAGAAGCUGCUUACAGCUCGCGGUAUUGUUGGCUUCUACCCUGCUCAUUCGGUUGGCGAUGAUAUCGAGAUUUACACUGAUGCGUCUUGCGAACAAGUAGCUGCUACUUACUAUGGUCUUCGUCAACAAGUGGAGAAGGAGACCGAUGAGCCUUACUACUGCUUGUCUGAUUUCGUGUCACCCAAGGAAUCUGGUGUUCCUGAUUACCUUGGCAUGUUUGCUGUCAGUACUGGCUUUGGUUGUGAGGAAUUGGUCGCGCAAUACGAAGCUGAUGGCGAUGAUUAUAACAGUAUCAUGGCAAAGGCUAUUGCAGAUCGUUUAGCUGAGGCAUUUGCUGAAGCACUCCACGAAGAAGUCCGUAGAAAGGAUUGGGGCUAUGCCUCUGACGAAAGUUUAUCAGCUGCUGACCUCUUUGCUGUUCGUUAUCAAGGUAUUCGUCCUGCUCCUGGUUAUCCCUCUCAGCCUGAUCACACUGAAAAGAAGACCAUGUGGGAUUUGGGUCAGAUUGCUGAGAAGACGGGCAUUACUUUGACUGAAUCUCUUGCUAUGGAUCCUCCCGCUAGUGUCAGUGGCCUGUUCUUUGGUCAUGAACAGAGUAAAUACUUUGCUGUGGGUAAGAUCGAGAAGGAUCAAAUCCAAGACUAUGCUGCUCGUAAGAAUAUGGAUGUCGAGACUGUUGAGAAGUGGUUGGGCACUAUCCUUGCCUAUGACAACUAA
This is a messenger RNA of Mucor velutinosus, 3732 nucleotides long. Its product is annotated as Protein phosphatase methylesterase 1. Lineage: Eukaryota; Fungi; Mucoromycota; Mucoromycetes; Mucorales; Mucoraceae. The transcript is spliced from 7 exons. Gene Ontology annotation, cellular component: cytosol. Bases 1 to 3732 code for a protein of 1243 amino acids. Gene Ontology annotation, molecular function: cobalamin binding; methionine synthase activity; zinc ion binding. Gene Ontology annotation, biological process: tetrahydrofolate metabolic process; homocysteine metabolic process. The record is from RefSeq and is a predicted model, not a curated record.